Molecule: messenger RNA, 2669 nt
Organism: Chelonia mydas (Green sea turtle)
Lineage: Eukaryota; Metazoa; Chordata; Testudines; Cheloniidae
Product: olfactory receptor 51I1
Exons: 1
Coding region: 1-945 (314 amino acids)
Biological process (GO): G protein-coupled receptor signaling pathway
Cellular component (GO): membrane
Molecular function (GO): G protein-coupled receptor activity; olfactory receptor activity
Source: RefSeq, a predicted model, not a curated record
AUGAUGGAUUUCAAUAGCACCAGCUUCCAUCCUGCCACAUUCCAACUGACCGGGUUCCCAGGCCAGGAAGCUGCUUACCACUGGAUCUCGAUCCCUUUCUGUGUGUUGUACGUCACCGCCAUGGUAGGGAAUUGCACUGUUCUCUGCAUUAUCUGUGCAGACCGGCAUCUCCACCGGCCCAUGUAUUUGUUCCUUUGCAUGCUGUCGGUCAAUGACCUUGGUAUGUCUCUGUCGACCCUGCCCACGGUGCUCAGCAUCUUCUUCUUCAAUGCUGCAGACGUCCCGUUUGACGCCUGCCUGGCCCAGAUGUUUUCCAUUCACUCCUUUUCCUUCAUGGAGUCGGGGAUUUUACUGGCCAUGUCGUUGGAUCGCUUCGUCGCCAUCUGUGACCCGCUGCAUUACGUGGCCAUCUUGACCAACCCCAGGAUAGUGAGAAUCGGGCUGGCCAUAGUCAUUAAAAGUACCAGCAUGCUCUUCCCUUUCCCCUUUCUGAUUAAACGGCUGCCAAUCUGCAAAGGCAAUGUCCUCUCCCACGCCUACUGCUUGCACCCAGACAUGAUGAGACUGGCAUGUGCGGACACAACCGUCAAUAACAUCUACGGAUUAUGUGCCAUCCUCGUCACGUACGGCUUAGACUCAGUGUUCAUCAUCCUAUCGUACGUUAAGAUUCUAAGGACUGUUUUUAAUACUUCAUCCCACGAACAGCGCCUCACAGCCCUGAACACCUGCGUCUCGCACAUCUGCGCUGUCUUACUCUUUUACGUCCCGAUAAUUGCUGUCUCUGUUAUGCACAGGUUCGGGAAAAAUGCCCCUCGUCUUGUGCAUAUUCUUCUGUCCUAUGCCUACCUCUUUGUCCCCCCUGUGUUAAACCCAAUUGUUUACGGUGUGAAGACGAGGGAGAUCCGCAAGAGGAUCUCCCGAAUAUUCUCCAGAGGCUUAAUGUGACGUGGGAGUUGUGUCGGAUAUGGUUUUGUUGGAUGGGCUUUGAAUGGCUUGUUGGCUGAACGUCGUAUCUUUUCAGAGGACAUUCAGACCUCUCCAACGAUAAAAUACUAGAACAAUUCAAGCUGUGUAUAGGGUCACUGGGCUAUUACUGGGGGGUCGCGAGCUGUCAGCCUCCACCCCAAACCCUGAUUUGCCUCCAGCUUUUAUAAUGGUGUUGAAUACAUAAAAACUUGUUUUUAAUUUAUAAGGGGGGGGUCGCACUCAGAGGCUUGCUGUGUGAAAGGUGUCACCAGUACAAACGUUUGAGAACCCCUGCCUUAUGUCUUUAAAUUACAGUCUCAGAUGUUAAAGGAAAUCAAAGUCAGUCAGUCUUUUGAGGCAGGGACUGUGGCUUCCAGUGGGCGUGAGCAGUGCCCGGCACUUUGUGGGCAUGACCUGAAUACAAAAUGUGAAUCGGUAGAAGGAAACCCACCUCUCAAAUCUACAACGUUCUGGGCUAAAUCUAGCCAAAUUCUGCAGCAGGGACCAUCUGUCUGUCCUGUUUGUGAUGGGGGGCCAGCGCUGUCUCGAAAGCAGCAGAUUAACAAAAGUUGUAACUAGGGAGAGGCCACACACUUUUCUGCAGCUGCAAAUUGAGCAACUUGCACACACCAGGGGCUCCAGGGGUCCUUCUGUUCAACCCCACAAGCCACCCCCUAUUUAAGGGGAUUCAUGCAAAUCCCUCACUGCAUUUUCCCCAUCCCCCCGCAUUCUCAGUUCUCUUCUCUCUGUCUGUCAGUCUUCCAAAGGGGCGACAUUUUAAACUGCUUUGGAUGGCCAGAGCUGAGACGGGGGGCAGCUGUUAUGCUCCCAUCAGCCACUGCUUUAAUCUAGAUCCAAUUCCUGUGGUGGCUGAAGCUGCUGGUUCUGCUAGCCAGAUGCCAAGGACUCCUCCUUGUGUUCCCCUUUUCUCCUUUUCUGAUUUGCUGAUUGCCACCAAAAUCCACAGGGUUGUACCCACUGAUGGCUAGAACAUUCCCUGAAAUUUUGUAAUUGAUCGGCUGCAUUCAAACGUCAUCACGUUACAGACAGACAAAUAAACAGAGAUAUGCCAUUGGGUUGCAUGGGCGACCACACUUUGCUUGGCUAUAUAUAUUCAAGAACAGAAAACAGCUUUGAGGAAUAAGAAGAUGGACAGAAAUACUUGGCAAUACAAUGGGCCCAUGACAUAAAUUGUAUUUGUUGUCUUUAGCCUAAUGGUGUCCCUAGCCUGUGUUUGCAGAAGCUGGGAAUGGGUGACAGGGAAUGGAUCAAUUGAUUCCCUGUUCUGUUCACUCCCUCUGGGGCACCUGGUACUGGCCACUGUCGGGAGACAGGAUACUGGGCUGGAUGGAAUUGGCCUGACUCAGUUUGGCCAGCCACAUGUUCGUAGGUAGGCACUGUUAAAGUUGCCAUUGCUGGGACUGAAGAACUGGCAAGAGCAGUGGGAAGGUGAGGACAGUGCUGCAGGGUGGUGUUGCAGUUUGCAUCGGAAAGGCUAUUCACUAGAGCGCGUGGGACAUUUCUCACGGAACGCUUUCCUGUCUGAAAAUGCCAUUUCCAGAACCAAAAUGGGCCACAGGAAAGUGUCAAUUUUCAUAGAAUAUCAGGGUUGGAAGGGACCUCAGGAGGUCAUCUAGUCCAACCCCCUGCUCAAAGCAGGACCAAUCCCCAAUUAAAUCAUCCCAGCCAGGGCUUUGUCAAGC